Molecule: messenger RNA, 1914 nt
Organism: Anopheles maculipalpis
Lineage: Eukaryota; Metazoa; Arthropoda; Insecta; Diptera; Culicidae
Product: glucose dehydrogenase [FAD, quinone]-like
Exons: 2
Coding region: 1-1914 (637 amino acids)
Molecular function (GO): flavin adenine dinucleotide binding; oxidoreductase activity, acting on CH-OH group of donors
Source: RefSeq, a predicted model, not a curated record
AUGAGUGCGAUAAUAUUGUGCAAUAGAAAUAAUCGCUUACUGCAAGUGGUUCUACUGUGUUUGUGUCUUACGAUAAGAUGCUCGAUGUGUCAGUGUCCGGAUGUGGGCGGUACUGAUGACAGUGACUCUGCAAAUGUGCGAUCUUUACAGGAGAAUAGUGUAAAACAGGCGCAAUUGUUGAAGAAGUAUGAUUUUAUAAUAGUGGGUGCGAGCCCUUCGGGAUGCUUGCUAGCAAACCGAUUAAGUGAGAUAAAGGAUUGGAAUGUGCUGCUGAUUGAGGCGGGUGAGCAGGAGAACCUCUUCGUGCAGGUGCCGAUCUUUUCGGCCUAUCUACAGUCAACUAGCUAUAAUUGGGGAUACCUUGCCGAACCACAGAACUAUUCCUGUUGGGGGAUGAAGGAUCAACGAUGUAGCUAUCCACGUGGCAAGGGUCUUGGUGGGUCGACUCUGAUCAAUUAUAUGAUGUACGUGCGGGGGAACAAAUACGACUACGACCAAUGGGCUGCGGCCGGUAAUGAAGGGUGGUCUUAUGAUGAGAUUCUGCCUUACUUUUUAAAGUCAGAGAAAUCUUUCCUUCGCGAGGUAAGCAAGUAUCACGGGACGGAAGGGAAUCUGGAUGUACGAUAUCUGCCCUACCGCACCCGUUUGGCGAAACUUUUUGUGAAUGCGUGGCGUGAGCUCGGUCUGGAUAAUGUGGAUUACAACGGAGAGUCACAGAUCGGUGUGUCAUACAUUCAGUCGAACGUUAGAAAUGGUCGACGACUGACCGCGUACACCGCAUUUCUCGAACCGAUACUCGAUCGCCCGAAUCUGCACAUACUUACCAGUGCACGUGCCACACGCGUACUGAUCGAUGCGACGACGCAGCAAGCCUACGGUGUGGAGUUUAUUAAAGAUCGCAAUCGCUUCACGGUUUACGCGGAAAAAGAAAUUCUGAUGACCGCCGGUGCUUUACAGACACCUCAGCUACUAAUGCUGUCCGGUGUCGGACCGAAGGAACAUCUGCAGGAGAUUGGGAUUCCCGUGACAAAGGACCUGCCCGUCGGACAGACGCUGUAUGAUCACAUAUACUUUACUGGGCUUGCAUUCGUCACUAACACGACUAACCUUUCACUGCACGGUGACAACGUCCUUACGCUAGAUGCCUUUCUGUCGUAUCUGCAAGGCCAAGGACCGAUGACGGUGACAGGUGGGGUCGAAGCGGUGGCCUUCAUUCGCAACACCACGAACCCCGAAAGUGCGGCCACACCGGCCAACCUGCCCAAUAUUGAGUACAUUCUGACCGGUGGAUCGCAGGCGGCCGAUCAUGGCAGCGGCAUACGUAGCGGGUUCCGGUUGACGGACACGAUUUACAGCAUCUAUAAACCGUUGGAAGCGAACGAACGGGACGCAAUGACGGUCAAUAUCGUGUUACUGCAUCCGAAGUCGAAAGGCUACCUGCGCCUGAAAAGCUGCAACCCGCUGCACUGGCCUCGGUUUUACUCCAACAGUUUGAAGGAACCGGAAGAUGUGGAAACGAUUCUGCAGGGUAUCCGGUCGGCGUUGCCACUGAUGAACACACGGGCCGCCCGGCGGUACGAUGCGAAGCUGUACGAUGUGCCAUUGCCGAACUGUGCUAACUUUCGGUUCGGUUCGGAUGACUACUGGCGCUGUGCCAUCCGGACGCAGACGACCUCGAUACACCAUCAGAUAUCGACCUGCAAGAUGGGACCGUCGAGUGAUCCGACCGCGGUUGUGUCGUCGCAGCUGAAGGUGCACGGUGUCCAUCGGUUGCGGGUGGCCGACGUUGGUGUGAUUCCUUACCCGACCAGUGGACAUCCGACGGCCACGGCGUAUAUGAUCGGUGAAAAGUUAUCUGAUUUGAUCAAAACCGAAUGGUUGGGACAGAAUAUCCCAACUGCAACCGGUAUCUAA